This is a messenger RNA of Sinocyclocheilus anshuiensis, 553 nucleotides long. Its product is annotated as tRNA-dihydrouridine(20) synthase [NAD(P)+]-like. Gene Ontology annotation, biological process: tRNA dihydrouridine synthesis. The record is from RefSeq and is a predicted model, not a curated record. The transcript is spliced from 4 exons. Lineage: Eukaryota; Metazoa; Chordata; Actinopteri; Cypriniformes; Cyprinidae. Gene Ontology annotation, molecular function: tRNA dihydrouridine synthase activity. The coding region runs from base 169 to 483 and encodes 104 amino acids. Gene Ontology annotation, cellular component: cytoplasm.
AAUAAGUGGGUAACAAAUGUGAGGGUGUCAUUUAAAUGCUUGUUGUGUAUGAUAGUAAUGAUUCACAGACUUAACUUUCACAGAUAAUUUCCGUUUUUAUAAGAUCAUGACGUAUCUCAGUAUUUGCAUUGGCCCUCAUAAACAGCUGUUGGUGGAUGGGUGGUGAAGAUGAUCAUGGCGAGCGGUGUGGGCAGGUUGUGUUUUGCUCAAAAGACUGUUCUGGCCCCUAUGGUGCGGGUGGGCUCUCUGCCCAUGAGGCUGCUGGCUCUGGACUACGGUGCAGAUAUUGUGUACUGUGAGGAGCUGAUUGACAUCAAAAUGGCCCAGUGUGAGAGAGUGGUAAACGAUGUUUUGGAGACGGCUGAUUUUGUUGCAGAUGAGUGUGUGAUGUUUCAUACCUGCAGUAAAGAGAAGGGCCAUGUGGUCUUUCAGAUGGGAACGGCCGAUCCAGAGAGAGCGCUGGCUGUGGCUAAACUUGUGUGAGUUGGAUGUUCUUAUUUGUGUUAGUAUCAUAUAUUCAUGUGACCUGGCUUACUUUUAGUUGGGGUUUAAA